AUGUCUGACGAGAGCACUACCAUCGCUGUCGCCGUCGAAGACGGGACGAAGACGCUCGGCCGCUUGACGACGGAUCCCGCUCCGCUCAAGAGCAACCCUCCCUCGCCUGAGCUGCCCACAGUCGUCGCAGAGAAACCCCCGACCUCGCUCCCCCACCCCGCCCUCGACAAUGACGCAGCCGCACCCGACGCGGGAUCACCGAAAGUGCUCGUCUCGGCUAACGACAGCUCUCUGACCGGUCUUGCGUCCCCGCAGCCUCCCAGCGACGCUGAUGCGGAGGACGACUCGUUCGCCACUCCCGAAGCCAGGACAGAUGCCCUCCCCUCCCCGUCCGAAGGCGACCUCUCCAGCAUCCCGCUCUCGCCCGCCUCCCCGUCCCCCGCCCCGCCACUAGCGACGAUCUCGCUCACGUCCCCCACCUCACCCGCACCCGCACCGACCCCUCCCGCCUCCACCACCGCCUUCCCCGGCACCCGCCUGCCCCCGAUCUCGACCACCGUCCCGCCCUCCGCCGGGCUCCACUCCGCCAUCUUCGACGCGGGCCCCGUCUCGGCCGUGACGCCCGCGCCCCCGCGCAAGCCCGCGGGGCUCGAGGCCCUCCUCUCGCCGACGGACCCCGACCGGAAGUUCUCGACCGUGCGCGGGUCGCUCGCGAGCGUGGCCGAGACGGAGUCGGACGCGGCGGAGGACGACGCGCGGUUCUCGACCGUGCUCCUCUCGAGCGCGCGCGAGAGCCUCGCGGUGGAUGGAGACGACGACGAGGGGCCGAGGGUAGGAGCGGGUGCGGGGAGGCUGGCGACGGUCGAGGAGGGCACCGGGUCGGACGAGAACACGCUGGUGGCGGACGACUGGCGGGCGAAGCACAAGAAGUCGGCGUCGACGUCGACGAUCCUGUCGACCAACAACGUCCCGUACGUCAUGGCCAAGCUGGAGGAGAGCGCGGAGGCGGCGGCGGGCUCGCGGCCGGCGAGCAUGUACAGCGAGGCGGACCAGAUCAAGGAGGAGUUCUACCUCAAACAGAACGAGGAGGAGACGGUUGACUGGGACUUCUGGGGGCUCGUCAUGAAUGACUAUCAGGGUUUUGCCUCGGAGCAUCCGGAGCAACUUGCCGCUGCCAUUGAGCGCGGCAUCCCGAAGACCUUACGCGGUAUGAUAUGGCAACUAAUGUCUGCAUCCAAGGACCCAGCAUUAGAGCAGACAUAUCUCCGACUAUUGAAGGAACAAAGUCCGCAUGAGAAAGCUAUCAUGCGCGACCUCGGAAGGACAUUCCCGAACCAUACCUUCUUUACUGAAGGGCAUGGGAUUGGGCAGGAAAACCUCUUCAACGUGCUCAAAGCCUACUCCAUAUAUGACCCCGAAGUAGGGUACUGCCAGGGCUUGCCGUUCAUCGUUGCUAUUCUGCUGCUCAACAUGCCUGACGAAGAGGCAUUUUGUCUGCUUGUGCGCCUUAUGCACUCAUAUGAUCUGCGUGGCCACUUCUUGCCAGACAUGCCGAGGCUUCAGCUAAGACUGUUCCAGUUCGAACGAUUAUUGGAGGAAGUCCUCCCGGUGCUCCACCUCCACUUCGUCCGACAAGGUGUCAAAGCGAACAUGUACGGCUCACAAUGGUUCCUUACGAUGUUCAGCUACCGCUUCCCGAUGGAGAUGGUCUUCCGAAUAUACGACAAGGUGUUUGCGAACGGCAUAGAGGCCCUGUUCAACUUCUCGAUCUCCCUCCUGAACAAGAACGAACCCACGCUGCUCGCGAUGAGCUUCGACAGCACGGUCGCCUUCCUCAACCAGCGCAUCUUCGACGUCUACGAGGUCCAGCUCCCCGGCCUCACCCCGAACACCCCGGCGAGCGAGCGCCGGUAUCGGGUGGACGAGUUCGUGAACGACGCGAUGAUGCUCCGCAUCACGCCGUUUAUGCUCGACACCUAUGCGCACGAGUACGAGGAGCUGAUCCGGGCGCGGGACGCGCACAAGUUCGAGCUGGAGGGGCUCAAGACGGCGAACCAGCGGCUGUCCGCGCAGGUGAAGACGUUGGAGACCACCCUCUCGCAGGUCAACACGGAGCACUGCGAGGUGCUGAACGAACUGGUGAGGUCGCGCUUGCGACACGAGGAGCUCGAGUCGGAGCUCGUCCGGUACAAGCUUCUGUACGCCGAGGCGAUGCACCAGAGCGAAGACGCGCUCUCCUCCCACCGCAUCUCCAUCAUGAGCAACCGGGGAAGCAAACGCGGGAGCAAUAGCACCAACGGGUGA
Messenger RNA from Epithele typhae, 2244 nucleotides. RefSeq names its product RabGAP/TBC. The coding region runs from base 1 to 2244 and encodes 747 amino acids. The record is from RefSeq and is a predicted model, not a curated record. Lineage: Eukaryota; Fungi; Basidiomycota; Agaricomycetes; Polyporales; Epitheliaceae. The transcript is spliced from 13 exons.